GGCUGUAUUUUUAGACCAGAUGUUUGCUAGCGUGCAUACACUGUACUUGUUUGUGCGUAUCUGUUUACCAGACGCUCAUCCAUGUUGUGUUUGGGUCCAUCAUUGUGCAUGUAUGUGCGAAUGUGUCAGGAGUCCUUUUCCAAGUUAAUCCCCUAAGAAGAGGUGUGGUUCUCUCUCUCUCUGCGCUUCCUCUCUUCUCCGUCCCUCAGUCUGAGCGCAAUACCAUCACAUGCUCUCUCUCCUCUCCUCCUCUCAUCUUCUCUUGUGCUGUUGUUAUUGCUCUGGCCGCUAGUCUGAGGGAGUUCUUCCUCUCAACGGCUCUUCUUGUCAUCUUUGCAUCACCUCACAUUCCUGUAUGAGAUGAGUUCUUGUGGCGAGAUGGGAGAGGCCAUCGAACUCAGUACCAGGGAGCCCGUGACCCCUGAGAUGAACAAGCUUCGUCAGAGCCUGAGGAGGAAGAAGCCCACCUAUGUGCCAGAGGCCAGCAGACCGCAUCAGUGGCAGGCUGACGAGGAGGCUGUACGCAAGGGCAAAUGUAACUUUGCUGUACGGUACCUGGGGUUGGUCGAGGUGGAGGAGUCAAGAGGGAUGCACGUAUGUGAGGAGGCAGUGAAGAAGCUGAAAGUUAGUGGGAAAAAGACCGUCAAGGCAGUAUUGUGGGUUUCAGCUGAUGGACUUAGGGUGGUCGAUGACAAAACCAAGGACCUAAUUGUGGAUCAGACCAUAGAGAAGGUUUCAUUCUGCGCUCCUGAUCGGAACUAUGACAAGGCCUUCUCCUACAUCUGCCGAGACGGCACUACCAGACGAUGGAUGUGUCACUGCUUCAUGGCUCUCAAAGACUCGGGGGAACGUUUGAGCCAUGCAGUUGGCUGUGCCUUUGCUGCAUGUCUGGAGAGAAAGCAGCGCAGAGAGAAGGAGUGCGGUGUGACGGCAUCUUUUGAUGCCAGUCGCACCUCAUUUGUGCGUGAGGGCUCCUUUCGCACCAACUCUUCCUGCAGCCAGCAGGGCAGCAGCAGUGAGCGUGACGACAAGCUGCAGGAUAAGAAGAAAGACCAGCCUGCUGUCAUCCCAUCUCUGCCACCUGGCACCGCUUCACCACCCGAGGGUGCAGCGUCCCCCAUGGAGCGCCCAGAACCUGGCGGGCCUCACGCCAUUCCUCGCCGCCACGCGCCUAUUGAGCAGCUGGUGCGUCAAGGCUCAUUCCGGGGAUUUCCGGCCCUUAGCCAGAAAAAUUCUCCCUUCAAGAGGCAGCUGUCACUCCGCCUCAAUGACCUGCCAUCCACGUUGCAACGCAAGACUGACUUCCAGGCCAAGAACCCUGUACCAGAGAUGGAAAUGGGGUUGCCAGGUGAGGGUGACAGUAGUAUCAACGCCCUGUGUUGCCAGAUUAACACAUCCUUCAACAAGCCUUCAGAUGAGCUCUUCUCCAAUCCCAAUUCAUCUGCAAAUGGUCCACCAACCUGCACUGUUCCUCCUGUGCUGCCUCCACCACCUGCACCGCCGCAGGCCACUUCUUCCUGGGUGCAGCCGGAUCCUCCUCUUAAUUCUCCGCCGCCUGUUUCCGUGGCAAUGCAGAUGCAGAGCGGUCACAAGCGUACACCCUCUGAGGCUGAGAGAUGGCUAGAAGAGGUCUCCAAGGCUGUCAAAGCUCAACAAACACCUCCGUCAGGCCCAACAAUCCCCACAAUCCCUGGACCACCCUCCAUGUCAAGUCAGCAGUUACCCAGCCAGGCAGCCAUAUCAGCUGCUCCGGUAUCCACUGUCCCCAUAACCCUCGGUACCAUGUCAAAACCUCUUAUCUCGGGCCCCUCUGCCCUCUCAGGUCAGCCACCAAUGCCCCUCCCACCCAUGUCAAUAUCAUCAGUUCCUCUAAUACCAGGCCCACCAGUUACAGGACCACCUAUGUCACUUCCUUCCAUGUCCAUCCCCACAAUGUCUGGUCCUAGCAUGUCUGGAGCCCCGAUGAUCCAGCCCUCCCUCUCCGGCCCCCCAGGUUCCCUUCCAAGCUCCAUGCAGCCUUUUCCCUUGGCGUUUGAUGCCACACCGGCUCCUGUGGGAAUGUUCGGCAGUCAGCCUGUCCAACCAGCCUUUGUGCCCAUGCAGACCUACAUGCCAGGCCUGGCGAGCAGUAUGACCUACCCGAACGCCAGUGUGCCUGUGGUAGGCAUCACACCAUCACAAAUGGUGGCCAAUGUUUUCUGCACUGCCACAGGUUCAUCUGGUGCAGGCACUGCCAUGGGCUCGGCUGGAACAGGUUCCAAAGUGGGGGCAAUUGGAACGGUUGGUCAUUCUUACACAGGAACAUCUGGAGGGUUUUCCACAACAGCAUUCUCUUCUACCCCACCCUUAACAACCGCAAUUAAUGGCCUCCCACCGCACAGCAGUGCUACGAUAGCAAAUGGGACCUCCAACAUUGGUGGGAAUGGUGGCAACAGUAGCACCUGGCCACCAGAAGGGAGUCAACUAACAGCUACAAUAUCCACCGUCUCCCAAGACGAUGAUCGCUUUGAGGCCCAGUGGGCGGCAUUGGAGACCAAACCAUUGUCUCAGCAGCCUGGAAAUAAAGCACCAGCUGCAGCCGCUAACCCAUUUUCCAACAAUCUGCAAAAGACUUUUGAGAUUGAGCUCUAAGCCAGAGCUAGCCUCCCAAAGCUGUAGCCCCAGAGUUGAAGCCUGAGAAAGCCAGGCACUAAUUCCUGCAUCUCUGCUUAUUAUGGGUUGCAGGUCCUUAAGGUUUGCCUAGCAUCCGAUCUUUGGCAGCCUAGAAUCCUGCUGAAAGCUCUCAAAGGAGUUCAUACCGUAAUGAUCUUAAUUGCUUUCUUUACACUCCUUUGAAAGCCUGAAAAGUAUUUGGCAGGUUGCUGGGCUGCUAUUGGUGGAUCAGGUUUCUAGCUCCCUAAACUUGAUGGACUGAAUCCUUCCACACCACCCACUACCCGCCUCUGUUUCCUGCUUUCACUUCUCUACUCUGGCUUUACAUUACCUGCUGCAAGUCUCUAGAUGUACUGUACCUGCCCCUCAUGAGAACAGUGUGGGGGAAACAGUGCAGUGGUUUCUUUCUUUAAGAUGGGACUCCACUCAGAUGCAUUCCAAUCCCAUGAGAUAAUUUUGGCAGUUUUGUGUCUGGUGGAGAUGUGGUAGAGCUUUUAGAGGAUAUGGUUUCAUCACAGAACAUGGAGGGAUGCGGAGAAGCAAUUUGUUGACUGAAUGAUGCUGAUUUUAGCCAAGCACAGCAGAAGUUUGGAUACCUGAAAGGUCUAGCCAAUGAUGUGCAACCGUUAUGAACCCAAAAGGACUUAUCGACCAAUAGUAGAGAUUUAUGGCCAAAAUUAUUUUAUUUAUUGUAUUUUAUUUUUUAUUUUAACAAGUUAUAUAUACUUAAGAAUCAAAAUUUGAAAGUAGUGUUUCAGGAGAGUGUUGUUUUUUUCCUCAUCCCCUGGAUUUAUUUUUGUUUAAUCUUAAAUAGGAGGGAUACUCCAGUAACAGAGGGACAACAGAAGAGGUUGAACAGCAGGAAGGAGAGAAAUCUUUGUAGGUCUGUUUGACUUAAGCAAAUUACAGGAACCAAAUAGCCAGGUCUGACAGUACAGCAGCAUGUAGUGCGACAUAUGACACAGGAAGUGUAUAUAGCAGCAUGUUUCUUCCAACUCUCACUUAAUUUUCCUUCUGCUGUUCAGCCCGCUGGAGUUGGUAGGGCUUCGUCUUGGCUCUUUAACCUGUUUCUAGGGCUCUGGGACAUGAAAAAUCACUUCAGGAUAUCCAACGCAUAGACACUAUGGAUCUUACAGCACAGAAGUCCUUUGAGCUCCACCUUCUUCAAAGCCGAGGAACUAAACAACUCAGUGGAAAUAAUAAUAAUAAAAAAAAGAACUACAACACUGUGCAAAUGGUUGAAAAAAUGAUGCACUACAUUCCAACUUUCAUAAAUCCUUUAAUGUGUUCACAGGGUAUUAUCAUCACAUACAGCACAUGAGGAUUGUGUGUUAAAUGCAACUGUUUGAGUCUCAGUAGCUUUGCAUUCUUAACAAUUUGUGGGGUUGAUGAUGAAACGUGAAAAGAGAUUAGGAGAACGAGCAGACAUUCACUGAUGCAGGGAAAAUAAAAGAACCAUGAGAAAUAAAGGAUAUCUGAUGCAGAGGUUUGGUGGAUGACCAAAGUCUAAUUGACAGAUUAAGGAAGGGAUUAAGAUGGAAAAGAUUGUCAGGGGAACAUAAAGAGGAAGCUGUAUGUGUGAGAGUGAAGGAGAGAAAUGAGCUACAUCUUUAAAGAACGAGAUGGAGAAAGUCUGAAGGAAAAGAAAUAAAAUAAAUUGAAAAGAAAGACAGGAAAGAAUGAGCUGUUCAGUGUGUGAGAAUUAUGAGAUAAAAUGUUCAUCAUACAACCCACUAAUUGUCAUUUUUCCAUCUGUGUCUAUUUGAGAGUUGAGGACAGGCUACUUUCAUCUCCGCAUGUUCCUGCACUCUUCAAACCUGCAUCUGAAAAAGAAAAUGCUUUGAUUAUAUUCAAGAACAUGUUCAUUAUAUUAUUACAGUCUUAAAAAAGUUGUUUUUUUUUUUCAGUAUGCACAGCACACAAUAAUAGUUAUUUAAAACUCCAGCGGUGUCGUCAAAGCAUUCUGUGUCUCGAUUUUGCAGCUUGUGGCACGACUCAUGAAAGUUUGAGUCAUAUCAAGAAUUUGCAACAUUACAAAACAUUUAAGCAGAGGUGUUCUGUGUUGAAGGACUUUUGUACAUGAGCCCUAGUGAAAAAGGGUGAAUGGUUACUGUAUGUUAUGUAAGAGCCAUCUGAACGGACAGGCUCCUGCCCUCCAGGACUGUUUUGUUUCUUGGGAAUUCAAUUGUAUGGCUGAUUAAGUUUGCUGCUGAUUGACUCCCCACAGUUUCAUUAGCUUAUUGGAUCUCUUCCUGUGGUAGUGAUCCUGGCUGAUGGGCUGCCUUCUCAGAGAACCUAAAUUUAUGUGCCACCAGCCUAAUUUAUACCAUCUCUGGUCUGGGUUUCAUCCCAUAUUUUUAGAAGAAUCAGUAUUUCUUCUUGUUCUUCCAAACAAAUCCAACUUACUUUCUUUACCCUCCUCUCUUUACAAGAUGAGACAUGAUAAUGAUGCUUUUAUUUCUUUGAAAUAUAUUUUAGCCCUCCUGUUUGCACGCCUUCCAAAUUCUAAAUGUAGGUUAAUUGUGUUCCGCAUUAAAGCAAACUAAAUGACCUCAUAAACUUGAUUGUAAAACCAUAGUUUAGUGAUGGUAACAAAGCAAACCAGUGGAGUUUAUUUUUAAUCUUUAUUUACAGAAUUUUUGUAUUUAAACCUACAUAUUUGUAUUGUAAUUACAUUGUACAAAAGAUAAAUAAAGUAAUAUAAUAUUACACCUGC
Molecule: messenger RNA, 5368 nt
Organism: Sphaeramia orbicularis (orbiculate cardinalfish)
Lineage: Eukaryota; Metazoa; Chordata; Actinopteri; Kurtiformes; Apogonidae
Gene: numbl
Product: NUMB like endocytic adaptor protein
Exons: 9
Coding region: 361-2631 (756 amino acids)
Biological process (GO): positive regulation of neurogenesis
Cellular component (GO): cytoplasm
Source: RefSeq, a predicted model, not a curated record